Messenger RNA from Cetraspora pellucida, 1623 nucleotides. The record is from the annotation of a GenBank genome assembly. NCBI's taxonomy places the organism in Eukaryota, Fungi, Glomeromycota, Glomeromycetes, Diversisporales, Gigasporaceae.
AUGAUCGAUAAUAUCAAUGAAAUAUUAAAAGUACUAGUUCAACAACAAUUAGAAAUAGAUAUAUUACUAGAAAACUCAGCAAGCAAUAAUUGCUAUAGUGCAACAAUACCAGACCUUAUAAAUAUAGUGAAUAGUAUAAAUCAACAGUUAAGGUUUAAAAACAAAGAGAAAUCCAAGAAAAGAAUUAGAAUAUGCUUCGACAUACAACAUUAUUAUACAGUGGGUGGAGGCAAGAGAAUCGAUGAAUAUCAAAAUAUAUACAAUAUAUAUGGCCAUGAAAUAAUAGUAACACAUGUGAACAAUAGUCCACUAGAAGUGAUAUUCAGUAAAGGAAUAGACAAACAUGCACAUAUAAUGGAUCUAGCAGCAAAAAUACCUAUAGAACAAAUUGCACAAAUUCAUGAAGUAGCAAAAUUAAGAGAAUUUGCUAAUGAUGUAUUGAAUAAAGAAACAAUACAGGAAGAAUGGUCUAAAGAAAAGGACAAAGAAUUAGAACAAAACAAAGAAAAUUAUGAAGGAAUUGUUGAUAUUUCUUAUGGAAUACAAUUCGAAGAGCCAGCUAUAAUAGAUUUAGCUGACCAAAUGAGAUGUAUGACAAUACAUGCUCAAAAUGAAAAACCAAUUAAUAAAGCACAACAAAAAUUGAAUAAACAAUUAAUUAAAGAAAAACAAAAAGCAAUUCAAGAAACUAUAUCAGAUACUUCUAGAAUGGGAAGAUUUGUGAAAGAAAAUCCUACACAAUUAGAAAGAAUAAUUACAGAUAUAUCAAACUUACCAGAUAAAGAAUUAGAAAGUCAUCUAGGAAUAGUAGAAAAGCUUGCAAAAAUAAAUAUUAAUGAUAAAGAAGAGGAUAGAAAGAAAGCCUUAUACAAUAUCAACAAAGUGUGGAAAAAUAAAGAUGUGAUUGAACAAAUAGAAGAAGAAUAUCAAUUUAAUAAAUAUACAUUAUUAAAUAUAACAAAAGAAGAAUUCAAUCAAAUGCCACAAUGGGAACAACAGAUAGCAAUAAGAAACUUCUUGAUAGGAUCAGAAUUCUCAAGUGAAAAAGUAAGAAAACAAUUUCAGAAUAAAUAUAAAGAAUUACUAGCAUCAUCAUUAGAAAAUCAAGGAAAAAUGCAUGAUGAUAAUGAAGUAGAAAAAAGAUUUGUAGGAAAACCACAACCUGAACCAUUCCCACCAGAAGGUGCUACUCAUAAUAGGUAUAUACUGAAAGAAAAUACCUAUAGAGAAAGACCUGUAUCUCCAACUUCUAGUGAAGAAGACUUCAGUCUCAAAAGUAAAAAUAUAGAAGAAUGGCUAAAAAGUCAAGCAAAAGAACCACCUCGACCAAGCUCUCCAAUAAAAGACUUUGUGAACAAAAAUAUUGUAGAUUCAAUAUUUAAAAGAACUCAUGAAAGAAAUAGUAGUACAUCAAGUUUACCAAAAAUACUUUCUAGUUUAAAAAAUAAAAUAAAUCUAGAAAAUGAUGAAGAAUUUAAACUUCAAAAACCACCUAUAAGAUACAAAAGAACAAGAACAGUUGUAUCAAUUGAUACAAAUUUAUCAUCUACAAAUGAAGAUAAAUGGAAGAAAGAAAAAGAUAUUAGAAGAAACUUUUUCAAGAAAGCAGAAAAGAAGAAAUAA